Molecule: messenger RNA, 1528 nt
Organism: Schistosoma spindalis
Lineage: Eukaryota; Metazoa; Platyhelminthes; Trematoda; Strigeidida; Schistosomatidae
Source: the annotation of a GenBank genome assembly
UGGUGCUUGAUGAAUAUUGGCAUAUUUUCUUUUACCAUUGUUUAUGUGACAUUGAUAAAUCAAAACCUUUCGAAGGAAGAAAAGGUUUUGAUUAGCAAAUGAACAAAGUAGUGCAAUUCAUGAAGUCAUUACCUGGACUGAUAUUAUUAUUAGCAUUAGUAACUGUGCUAGGCGCAUUGUUAUUUCAAAAAAUUGAAGGUCCAUAUGAAGAGCGAUCCAGAACACACGUAUCUAAGACAAGGCAAAAAAUUUUUGUCCUAGCUCAACAGUUAGCUAAAAAAGGUAGUAAUGCUGAUUGGUCAAAAUUAGUUGCUCAAGUGGAUAGAUAUCGUGAAAAAUUAUAUGAAGCAUGGUUAAGUGGUACAGAUGAAUUAACUAUAGAUAUACCGACAAAAUGGAAUCUUUGGGGUAGUAUCUAUUAUUGUUUCACAUUAUUUACAACCAUUGGUUAUGGUAAUGUUUUUCCAUCCACUGUUGUUGGUAAACUACUAACUAUACUUUAUGGUAUGAUUGCCAUACCAUUAUGCAGUUUGCUAAUAAGUCGAAUAUCAGAUGUUAUUAUCAGACUGACUAAAGCAAUUUAUUAUAUGACACUUGAUCCUUCUGGAGUUCCAGUUGGAUUAAGAGAAGCUUAUCAUAGAACUGAUGCAACUUUCGACUUUCGAGUACUUCCUUGCAUAUUAACAUUCGUAAUCUAUCUAGCAUUUGGAGCUGGGAUAUAUUCUUAUAUAGCUGGACAAAAAGAAUUAGAGUGGAGUAUUUUGGAUUUAAUUUAUUUCGCAUUUAUUUCAUUAUCAACUGUUGGAUUUGGAGAUCUAGUACCAGAAACUGAUGUAUUUUUAGCAGUUUUUUCAAUUAUUUACAUAAUUAUUGGUCUAGCAAUCACUGGUAUUGUAUUUGGACGUUUAACUGAAGCAUUUGAACAUGUUUUAUGCGGUCAUACUAUCGAGACAACUGAAGAAAAUCUCAUGAAUUCUGAACAAAAUUCUAUUCAAGCAGCAAAACUUAUGAAAAAUAGAACAAAUGUAACACAUUUAAAACAAAAUUAACCCAUUGAACAUUGAUUAUAAAGUAAUAAAAAAGAAACAACUAAACAAUUAUUUCAUCGACAGAGAGAUGAAAUCUGGGGAUAAACUGAUUUAUAAAACCACUAUCGAUUAAAAAUAUUUUCUUUGAUUCCUAUUUGUUGUUUGUAAAUGAGAACAAAAUCAUGUUGCUUACCCUUAGUAUGUUGUUAUAUGAAAAAAAGUGCAGUUAAUGCUCAUUUUAUUUGUUUAUUCCUUUUCUUGUAGAAGAAAUUUAUUUGAAGAAAACUGUAAUGUUAACUUUAGUUGGGAAGCAAGGUGAGGGGAAUCUUUAACUAAACAAAAAAUAAAGAAGAUAUACAGUAAUCGAAAUACAAUUUCAUAUUAAUCAAUUAUCUGAAUGUUCUGCAGAUGAAUGCAAACAUCAAAGUCAUUAACAUAAAGUCUAGGUUAAUAUCCUUCAUUUUAGGUAGUAAAGAAAAUCAUUUCUAAUGUAUAACACC